Molecule: messenger RNA, 2842 nt
Organism: Culicoides brevitarsis
Lineage: Eukaryota; Metazoa; Arthropoda; Insecta; Diptera; Ceratopogonidae
Exons: 11
Coding region: 180-2147 (655 amino acids)
Source: RefSeq, a predicted model, not a curated record
CUUCAACCGGCGUUAAGUGAACACACAUUCAUCCGAUUUUCAUUUUUUUCACCUCUUUCGAAAAAAAAAACAUUUUUUCUCCGCACAAAUUAUCACAAAUAAUACGAAAAAAAAAAUUAUAAAUUUUCACGAAAUUUUUUGAGAAAGAAGUUGUGAGAAGAAAAUUCAAUUGAAUCAAAAUGGUUUACGAAACUGAUUUUUAUACAACUCGUCGCCCAUAUUCACGACCAACUGUAUCGUCUUACUCAGUGACGAAAAGCACUUUGAAAAAGCCAAAUCCCUAUUUAAUAAAAGAAGAAAGUCCCGAUCGUGAAAAUAUCGAUCGAGAAAAGUCACGUAUGACGGUAAAGAAAAUUAAAAAAUUACGACAAAAAGUACGCGAGGGUGCUGCCAAAUGCGAAAUGAUUGCAACAAAGGGCUAUAACUUUAAAAAUACCCAAACUAAAAUGCCUAAAAUUAAAAUGCUCUGUUUUGACACUCCAUUGAGAAUAAUUCCCGGAGUAGGAAGAGUGUAUUCUCCCAACGUUUACACUUAUUCGACAUAUUUGUCAACCCCGUAUCGUCAUUAUACGCCAAUUUCCACAUAUUCGUACCAUCUUCCAACGUACUCCUAUGAUUAUUCGCUUCCCCGUUCACUUUACUUACCAUCUGCCGUCCCGAUCAGAUAUUAUUCGCGUUCCUCGCCCGUGCGUGUCGUAACAUCUCCUCUCACGGAUUACUAUUCGCCACUCAUCUACUCCGUCAAUGUGCGCCCAUCCGUUAUUCAUCGCGAGAUGAUGCGUAUUGAGCACAAGACUCGCCCAAGAUAUGGCUAUGAUCCCACCGAAGACUUCUUGAACAGUGCUUCAGCAAAGGAAUUUGAAGACGACUUGAGAUCAAUUCGCACACAAACAUCACGCGUUUUGUCACGCAUUCAUGCUCCCUUGCCUCGUGCAAGACGUGCAAUUUCAUGCACUCCUUUCUCGAGCUACUCUGAUCGCGAACUUUUGGAUCGCGUUCGAGGAAGAUCUGUUGUUCGUGAUGACAUCUUCACUUUAGCCAACUAUGCUGAACCUGCAAGACAUUACACAGCUUCGAGAUUCCUUGACCCCAAUCGCCCAUCUCGUAAAUUCACAGCUCCCAAGCCAUUGGAAGAUCCUCUUCUCGAUGUAAAGGCAAAGCAAGCUGAGCGUGCCAAGAAGUUGGCAAGCUUGAACGAAGUUGACGAAAUUGAGUUGGAGAAAAUUCGUGCCAAGCGUUUGGACGAGCAAAAAAUGAAAGCAGAAAAAAUGGCGAAUGACGCAGCUGAAGCUGAAGCACAAAAAAUCGAAGCAGCUCGUCGUGAAGCAGCGAGACAAUUAGAGGAAGAGCGCAAAAAGGAAGAAGGCAGAAAAUUAGCCGAAGAACGUAUGAAGGCUGAAGCUGCCAAAGCAAAAGAAGCUGCUGAAUUGGCGGCGAAAAAAGCUGCUGAAGAAGAAGCUAGAUUAGCUGCUGAAAAAGCUCGUGCCGAAGAAGAAGCUGCUGCGGCGGAAGAAGCAAGAUUAGCUGCUGAAAAAGCUCGUGCUGAAGAAGAAGCGAGAUUAGCUGCUGAAAAGGCAGAACAAGAACGUCUCGCGAAGGAAGAGGAAGAAAAACGCCUUGCUGAAGAAGCUGCUGAAAGAGCAGAACAAGAACGUCUCGCCAAGGAAGAAGAAGAAAAACGCCUUGCGGAAGAAGCUGCUCUUUUAGCUGCUGAAGAGGAACGUCUCGCUCAAGAAGCUGCUGAAAAAGCUGAACAAGAACGCAUCGCGAAGGAAGAAGAGGAAAAGAAACGCCUUGCUGAAGAACAAGCGCGUCUCGAGGAAGAAGCUGCCCGUAUUGCUGAAUUCGAAAAAGUCGCUAAGGAAGAACGUGAAGUCGAAUUGGCACGUCAAGCUGCUGAAUUAGCUGAAAUUGCGCGUCUCGAAGCUGAAGCUAUCAAACUCGAACAACUCGAACAAGAACAACACUCUGAAAAUGCCGAUAAUCAAAUUGAAUCAGAGCCCGUUGUCGAGGAACCUUUGACACCCGCCGCUGCUGAAGACACAAAAGAAGACAUUUCUGAAGCGCAUGCAACUGCCGAAGAAACGCCUCGUGAAUCAGAACAAGCUGGCGAAGAUACAGCUGAUGAAGCUGAUCCCUUAGAGUAAAUUUUAUUAUCACAAAAAUCUCACACUGACCUGACAACUGACCAAAAAAACUCUAAUGUACCUCGAAUAAUUAUUCAAAAAAAGGCUUCAACCAAUUACUUUGCUACAAUUACCUUUAAUGUAUUUAAAACAAAAAUAAGAGACUGAUAUAAGAAUUUAUAUCAAUCGAUUGUAUUCCUCUUGUUUUCGCAUUAAAAAUCGAAGAGGAUCUCAUACAAAAACCCGAAAUACGGGAGGUUCAACCGAUUUGUGAUUUUUGUUUGUCAUCCCUCGUCUCUUCUUCAUACUCGAUGCUAAAUCUGGGCGCACAUCAUGCAUCAAUUGUUACAAAUUUUCCUUUAUUGUUACACGAAAUAUUGUUAAACAUCAUCAUACAUACGAAAAAAAAGUGUCUCUUCACGUCAUGAAACAGCAUUUAACAUGAAAAAAAAAUCUUCAAAAGUAUUUACAGUUGUUGCCUUUUUCAUCGUCACCUUUCUUUACUGCCGUUUUUGCCCUAAUUUUACAAAUAAACAUAAAACUUUCGACCAAACGAUUUGAAACGUUCUGUACAAAAUUUUCAUCAUUUUUCAUUGUAAAAAAUAAUAUUUAAAUAUUGUCAAAAAAAAUAUAAAAAAAGUAAAUAAAAAAUUAAAACAAAAUUUAUCUGUUGACAUACCUAUUUUUGUUUCUCAUUUUAAUGCUCGAAUAACCCA